GGCGGCGGGCGACGGGCGGGGGGCGGGGGGGCGGCGCGCGCCGCAUCUCCUUGUGUGCCGCCGGCCCUCAGCCGCCAGUCGCGCUCGCACAGCGCACACGAUCGCACGUACCGACGUGCCCCGCACCCGCACCACGAACCGCGACACUCGCUCCGCUGGCCGUCCUCGCGGCAUGUGCAGCUGACAGGAACCUCUCGCAGCCGACACGACCCGCCCUCGCAAGUGAGUCUCGAGACUCUUGUCUGCCCGCUAUCGUCCCUCGUCGCCCGCUCGGCUGCCACCCCGACGCCGGCUCUUCGGCAUCAGCUGACUCCGCACCGUCCUGGGUCGGUGCCCGACCUCGUACGUGAUAGUUAUCAGUGUACAUAAUAUAGUGACCUGCCGACUUCGCAUCGAUUCCUGAUGAUCCCGCGACGCAAGCACAACGCCUCCUCGGGCUCGCUGCCCGCGCCCGACGAGAAGCACGCCAGCAACGACUACAUUGUUUCGGAUGGCGCCAAUAACGAAGGAUGGAAAGCCGCCUUACGCCGGCGGUUCAACCGCAAGACGUUGAACAAGCGGCUGCCGAUCACCGCGUGGGCGCCGCAGUACAACACAGAGCUGGCGGUGGGCGACCUCAUCGCGGGCAUCACCGUCGGCCUCACCGUCAUCCCGCAGUCUCUGGCCUACUCCAAUAUCGCGGGGCUGCCGCCGCAGCACGGCCUCUACGGCUCCUUCCUCGGCUGCUUCAUCUACAUUAUAUUGGGCGGCUGCCGCGCCGUGCCCGCCGGGCCCACCGCCAUCGCCUCGCUCCUCACCUGGCAGAUCGCCAACGGAGUCGUCGAGAAGGCGAUAUUGCUCAAUUUCUUAACCGGCCUCGUGGAACUGCUGAUGGGCGUGCUCGGCCUCGGCUUCCUCAUCAAUUUCGUGUCCGGGCCUGUCUCAUCCGGGUUCACGUCCGCCGUGGCGCUCAUGAUCGCCACAUCGCAAGUCAAAGAUCUGUUCGCGAUCACCGUCACCGGCAACACUUUCCUGCAGCAGUGGAUAUCGGUGUUCCGCAACAUCCACAACGCCUCGCUCUGGGAUCCUGUGCUCGGAUUCAUUUGCAUCGUACUUCUGUUACUCAUGCGAAAAAUCGGAAUGAUCCAAUUGGGACAAAAAUCUGACGACGGACCGAACACUCGGCAGAAAGCUUUGAACAAAUGCAUGUGGCUACUCGGCACGUGUCGGAACGCCAUCGUGGUGGUGGCGACCGGCAUCCUCGGCUACUGGUUCGUGAGCACGCAAGGCGAAUCGCCCGUGCGCCUGAUGGGCGCCAUUCCAUCGGGCGUGCCGAUUCCGCAGCCGCCUCCGUUCGGUUACAUCCGCGCGGACAACACCACCGCAGACUUCCUGGACAUGGUUUCGGAGCUGGGGUCGGGCAUCAUCGUGAUCCCGCUGAUCGUGCUGCUGGAGGACAUCGCGAUCUGCAAGGCGUUCUCCGACGGGCGCACGAUCGACGCGACGCAGGAGAUGAUCGCGCUGGGCGUGGCCAGCAUCGGCAACUCGUUCAUGCAGGCGUACCCGGGCGGCGGCUCGCUGGCGCGCUCCGUCGUCGCCAACGGCUCCGGAGUCAAGACUACCUUCAACGGCCUCUACGCAGGGUUGAUGGUGAUUCUGGCGCUGCAGUUCUUCACCCAGUACUUCGAGUUCAUCCCGAAGGCGGCGCUCGCGGCCGUCAUCAUCUCCGCUAUCAUCUUCAUGGUCGAAUACAACGUCAUCAAACCUAUGUGGCGCGCCAAAAAGCUGGACCUGAUCCCGGGUAUCGGCACGUUCGUGUUGUGCCUGACGCUCCCGCUGGAGCUGGGCAUCCUGACCGGCGUGGUGGUCAACAUCAUCUUCAUCCUGUACCACGCCGCUCGCCCCAAGUUCUCGGUCGAAAUGCUUAAGACGGAGGCGGGCGUGGAGUACCUGAUGGUGACGCCGGACCGGUGCCUGAUGUUCCCGUCGGUGGACUACGUGCGGCGCCUGGUGACCAAGUGCGCGGCCAGCAGCUCCGUGCCCGUGGUGCUGGAGUGCACGCACAUCUACAGCGCCGACUACACCGCCGCCAAGUCCAUCGAGCACCUCACCGCCGACUUCCACGCGCGCCGCCAGCCGCUCUACUUCUACAACGUGAAGCCCUCCGUGUGCUCCAUCUUCGAGGCGGUCGCGAAGCCGGAGCACUUCGUGGUGUUCUACGAGGACGAGGAGCUGGACCGCCUGCUGGCCGCCGACGAGCGCCUGCAGCCCCGCAAGCCGCCCGCCGCCCCGGAGCCCUGAGACCCGCCGCUCCUCGACCUUAGCGUCGCGGAGGAGACUCGCGUUUCGGAAAGAGAACAUGUGCCGCGUAUAUGAGAUCGUUUAUUUUGUAAGUCUGUACAUAGAUUCGUUCGAGUGUCGCUCCGGUGCGAGACUCGAGCGGCUCGGUCGGGUCGGGGAGACGCGAGUCGGCGGCGCUCGCUCGCCUAUUUUUGUGAUGUACCUGUUGUGACGAGUCGAGGUCCGCGAGAUGCGAUACCUCGAGGUGGAGGUGCCGGCCCCGGGCCGGUGUCGCGCUAGCUUUAAUGGACAGGGAACGGACGGGCGUCGGCCUGGCCGACGGGCCCGCGGUGAUGAUACAGAUUCUAUUUAAGAUGAGACUUCACUAUUUACAUGAGAUGCGAUAUUUAUUCGAAAAUGUAGUUUAGGAUUUGACUUUGAAAGUAAAAUUAAGCGUUAACUCCGAUAGCGGCGGCCUCGGCCGCGGGAGCGCCGCGCCGCCCUGCCGCUCUCCUGCGGGCGCUUCGGUGUCGAACUAUUUAUAUUAGAUGAACGAAGUACAAUUUAGUUACGCGGUAAUUUAUUGUUGUAAGUGAGAUUUAAGCUUCCGGCGGAGUGCAGAGCGUGCCGUCGGUCCUUGCGCUCUUUCGAAGAAACCGAGUGCACGAAAGUAUAUUUUGUGAUAUAUUUUGAUUUUAUAAUAACAUGUUGAAAUUUUAACAUCGCACAUAUUCGUACUAUAUUUCUAAAACACAUCAAUCCUUGUCUUGUCGAUUCUCACCGCCGGUAAUACGAGGGACAUAUCGAUCCCGACGGUAUUACUCGUGAACCUUUCGACAGCCGCUGAGGCGACGGCCGCGCUCUCGCGUCGCGGCUGACUUAAUAUUAUUUUUGUGAUCCUCGGCUAAUACUUAAAGUUAUGUGUAAGUAGAGAGUUAUUUAGGAGAAUAUUUUGAAUUAAAAUAGAUAGUAUUACGGUUCAAAACUACCUGUGGUGUGAUGAAAUGUAUGUGCCGUAUGAGAGUCGAAGAGAGUGAAUACUGUUCCAAGAACAAAAAAUAAAUAAACUCUAUGAGAGUAGAAUAUGUUUUUUUGUUUCUAUUACCUCCAACCAUGAAUUUACACCUCGAGCUAUAUCAAAGCGAAAAGGUAUACCCUUGACAGGCAUGAGUGGGUCGGUGGAUGCCAACGACUAGAUUUGCAGCCGAAAUCAACGAAGCGGCUCGAGAUAUUCUGUGGUCACAUCCCAUGACUUGUCACUGUGCAAGUUGCUUAUCUUCCGCAAUUAUAUACACUUACAACUGCGCCAUCGAGCUUCUAGACACAUCAUUACCUAUGCUCACAGUCAGAGAAUUUUGUUCGAUGACUUUUGCAGUACAGUUUUGUGCUUCUCCAUGCAUUAACCCUUAAUUUGGCAAUCGAAGUUUGGAAAUUUUAUUGAAAAAAGCUGUAAAGACCAUAAUAUAUAGGAUCAUAGAAAGUAGAAAAGAGAUUAAAAAAGAAUUAGAGAUCAGAAGAAAAAUGCAUAUUGUACUAAAAAUAUACAAGUAAGAUUCCUUGGUAUGUAGGAACAGGAAUGAGCAGACAGUUGAUAGUGAUCAGUAUGAGAUUGCGUUCCAGAUAUAUGUAGAAAUGGGCGUAGUCCAACCUCCCGUGGCUUCAGCCCUGUUCCCCUAGGGUUAGUUAAGGAAUUACCUUGAGUACUAUAGGUUAAAUGAUUUAUCCACAGUCACGGCAGGAUUACAUCGACUGGAGCGCUGCUUGCAGCCUUUAUUGUAAUAAUCCUUUAUUGUGUAUAAAGAAAAUAUCUCCUUAAUGCCAAAGAUUUCAAUCGUUAUGGAGGCCAUACACGUUAGGUUUUGCAUGAUGGUUUUAACCGUGCAUUCAUAACCGACAUGCAUAACCGAGUUACAUGCACCGAAAACUAUA
This is a messenger RNA of Chilo suppressalis (striped riceborer), 4188 nucleotides long. Lineage: Eukaryota; Metazoa; Arthropoda; Insecta; Lepidoptera; Crambidae. The record is from the annotation of a GenBank genome assembly.